Sinocyclocheilus grahami is the source of this 3441-nucleotide messenger RNA. It is a transcript of the gene ptk6a, whose product is annotated as PTK6 protein tyrosine kinase 6a. Gene Ontology annotation, biological process: protein phosphorylation. The transcript is spliced from 8 exons. The record is from RefSeq and is a predicted model, not a curated record. Gene Ontology annotation, molecular function: protein binding; protein tyrosine kinase activity; ATP binding. Bases 404 to 1945 code for a protein of 513 amino acids. NCBI's taxonomy places the organism in Eukaryota, Metazoa, Chordata, Actinopteri, Cypriniformes, Cyprinidae.
AAAUUCAUUCAACAUAUUAGGCCUAUAUAAAGUAAAAUCUGCAAAUAUCUGUCUAAUCUUGCUCACUUUUUGAUUAAUGUAGGAAAUGAAUUGUUUCUGUCAUAUAUGCAUACUACAUGCUCUGGAUCUGAACUUCAAGGCGUGUAAAGCUCGCUGAGUUUCGUACCUGUUUAAACUGUGGUCGUGUCUCAAAUCUGAUUGUGCUACAUAACUAAACAGCAUUCUUGGGUACAGGCGCUGUCAGAAAUGCUGUCCAGGUUGACGGCGGUUGAGGCACAACCUGUCCUGUGUGUGCUCCUCCCAGCUCUUUCACUCGAGUUUAGUCAUUUGCCGGUGGAGGACUCCGCUUCCACGUACCAUCAGUCCGGAACCUGUUACAGUCAUCGAUUAACAUUCAAAUGAAAUGUCCAAGGAAGGGCGCCGCUCGUGCCCCGGUUUGGGGGCGCUUUGUGAGAGACUGUUUGGGUCGUCUAAGACCGAAGUUGAAAAACCAGCGAAUACCAGCAAACUUGAGACACAAAAUGCCCCGAAUCCGCCCUCUUCUGAGCCCGCCGGUGAAAUCUACACGGCGCUGUGGCACUUCCAGGCUCGCGCGGACGAGGAACUGUCCUUCCAGGAGGGAGAGCAGUUCCGAAUCUGCGAGCGUCAGGGUGACUGGUGGACUGCCGUUAAACUGGACAGAAACGGAAGGGUGACAGCCAAGGGCGUCGUUCCUCAAAACUACCUAGCGAGAAGGAAGACGGUGAAAGAGCAACCUUGGUAUUUUGGGACGCUGAACCGUUUUGAGACCCAGAAUUUGCUCUUGGCUCCAGGGAAUGGAGUUGGUGCUUUUUUGUUGCGACACAGUGAAAGAGAUCAUAUAGGGUGUGUAUUAUCAGUGUUAAUCAGUGACAGGGAAGUGAAACACAUUAAGGUCCAUCAGAAUCAGAAUGUAAGUUUCUAUUUGGAUCAGAGUCAGAUGUUUCAAAGCCUGGAGAAUCUGGUGGAGCACUACAAGAGGAACAUCAUGAGCUGUGGUAUCUGUCUCACACGGCCAUGUGCACGGCCAGAACCAAAACCACAGGAUCUUUCCCACCAAACAGUAGAUGACUGGGAGUUACCUAAGGAGGAGUUCACUCUGGAAGAGGAGCUUGGUAAAGGAUACUUUGCUGAUGUUUACCGUGGAAAAUGGAAAGGCAUGGUCAAUGUGGCCAUCAAGAUCCUCAAAAACAACGAGUCUCUCGAUCACAGGGAGUUCCUGAUGGAGACUCAAAUACUGAAAAAGCUGAGACACAGACAUCUUAUCACACUCUUUGCCGUCUGCACAAGCUCCACCCCCUUCUACAUCAUCACUGAGCUUAUGGAAAAAGGAAACCUGCUCAGUUUCCUCCGAGGUGAGGAGGGGCAGAACCUGGAACCGCAGGAACUGAUAGAAAUGGCAAGUCAGGUGGCUGAUGGGAUGGCAUACCUUGAGGAGCAGAACAGCAUCCACAGAGACCUGGCAGCCCGGAAUGUUCUAGUGGGACCCAACUACAUCUGUAAAGUGGCCGACUUUGGCCUAGCUCGCAUCGUCAAGGACCCAUUUUACUCAUCUGAAGAUAAAACAAUUCCAUAUAAGUGGUGUGCUCCUGAAGCCAUCAGCCAUGGAAGGUUCUCCAACAAAUCUGAUGUUUGGUCAUUUGGGGUCCUCCUAUAUGAAAUGUUCACGUAUGGUGGAGUCCCAUAUCCAGCUUUCUCAAAUCAAGAGGUGUACAAUAUGAUCACCUCGGGGUACAGAAUGCCUUCGCCCCCUAAGUGCCCGUCACACAUCUAUGACAUAAUGCUGAUGUGUUGGAAAGACUCACCUCACGAAAGGCCAGAUUUCAAUGAACUGAGAAGGCUCCUGGAGAACCCCAGUACUGGAUACAUGGAAUGGACCUCUGAGAGCUGCAAUGACACAUCAGAUCCAGCAGAAGGCAUCAGUUAACAGUGCCAUGCAAAGAUAAAUGAGUGGGAAUGUCCCAAAAAUAGUUGUUUAUGUAUCUAAACACCUUUCCACUCAUUUUCACCCCUUUUUACAGUAUUCACACACUUUCACUUUUUUGUGUGCUUAUUUUCUAAUUUAAUUUGUGAAUUAUUCACAUUUAAUAUAAUCGAGCAUUCCUCAAAUCUACUUGGAUAAUACUAGUUGAUACUGAAGAUUAUUUUUUGACUACCUUUUUUUCCCAUCCCGAUUUGGAGACAGAUAAGUUUCCGAAUUGAUCACAUGGACUUAAAAAUAAAACCAGUUUAAUGUUCAUUAUUAACAGGUUAUACCUUCGUACUACAUAAUAACUUCCCUUCACCAGAUCUGCACUCUGAAUUUUAAAUUAAUGGUAUGUAUAUAAUAUAAAUAAAUUUUUGCAUCAGAAAUUUCAAUAAAUGAUCUGUUUUUCAGUAGGGACUGGAAGGGACUUAGUGAUCUUUGAAAGUUACAGUGUUUUUAUAGUUCAAUGAAAUGAAGGAUUUAUCAUAAUAUGACCCAUUUAAAUCUCUCUACUGCAAACAAGCUCUUAAACGUGAGAGAGCGAGUACACAACAUCCAGAAAAGAACAAGUUUGGCCAGUUCCUGUGGACGCAGGUCAUUUCACAAUCUCUAAAAACUUUCCACUGCAGUUUUCAGUUGGCACAGUGCAGUCGGUUCACAAGUAGAUGCUAACCGACCCUCCAAAUGAUUUAAAACCACAGAAAUAUACUAGUCAUUACACCAGACAGAAUGUGCAUUUCAUGAAAAAAAAGUGAUUCAUUGAUUGUGUGACAUUCAUGGAUUAGAUAUGAUUUUGGACUAUUUAUACUUUUCGUACAAACACACACACACACACGUACUACAGAUGCAACACACCCUGCUGAUUGUUGCUACUGCUGAGACAUUCAAACUCAGUAACAUGAGUGUUGCCACAAAGUGUUCAUGUUGUGGGUGCAUGGCGGGCAGAAAUAGAAUUGAGAACACUUGCCUGGCCAGACUAAUCGGAAAAAACUGACAGGAUGUUCAGGAAGGUGACAUCUGCGUGAUGAUUGACAUCUCUGGAGAAUUUUGAACACCUCUUGUGCUCUGCAUUCAGACACCCAAUCAUUCAGACUUCAGCAGCAGGGCUACAAAUCAGAAAAGAGUUAAAGAGGGUUAUAACGAAGGCCUUGUAUACAUUCAUGCUGUCUGUUUUCUUUUAAAUAAUUGAUCUGCUUUUCAGUUUUCAUCUCAGCUUUAAGUGUUUGUUGAAAUACAAUCACAGCCUUGUUUCACAAAGCAGUAUCACAAGGGCUGUUUGGUUACCUGUCACUCCCUGUCGAACUUACAUUAAGCCCAAGAGACAUAUUUCUUCAAACAAGUGGUGUGUGUUGUGCUAUUUAUUUUACUUUGCUUCGUAAAUCUGUUUUAUAAAAUACUGUUAAGUAGGUUUGUAGUACGUUUUACCAUGUUUCUGGAUACAAAAUAGGUGAAAAACA